Aspergillus pseudotamarii is the source of this 2359-nucleotide messenger RNA. RefSeq names its product Zn(II)2Cys6 transcription factor. Lineage: Eukaryota; Fungi; Ascomycota; Eurotiomycetes; Eurotiales; Aspergillaceae. The coding region runs from base 55 to 2223 and encodes 722 amino acids. The record is from RefSeq and is a predicted model, not a curated record. Gene Ontology annotation, biological process: regulation of DNA-templated transcription; DNA-templated transcription. Gene Ontology annotation, molecular function: zinc ion binding; DNA-binding transcription factor activity, RNA polymerase II-specific; DNA binding. The transcript has a single exon.
CAGCAUCUUCGCUAGCCGGAUGAUUGUAGAUGAUAUUGCCGAUAUACUCGCAUAAUGGCAGACACACGGAGUAGCAACAAACAGCCGGCUAGAACGCGGGUACGUGCGGGAAAGGCAUGCACGCGCUGCCAUGAGAAACGUAUCAAGUGUGACGCCAUGAACCAAAUGCCAUGCACUCAUUGCCUGCGAGAUCGCCACAUAGAAUGUGUUCUACGUGAGACUAAACGCGGGACAUACACACGGAGCGGCCUUCGUCAGAAAAUAGGCAGCGAUCGUCCGCGACCUAGGUCCGCAGCUGGUGUUGCCGGGGAUUCAACCUCAGGCUCGUUAAAUAGGCGGACGGAAGAUAAGGAUAGCGGAGCAUUAUCACUACAUGGAUCUGACACUGCUGCAGUUGUACCAAUAAGUACAUCUCCUCCAAACGUGGCAACACGGAGCUCAGUCGGAACAGGUCAUGUCCAACCUAGGAACGGUGCUGAACCCUCCACGUUGCCUGCUCAGCAAUUGCCACCCGUGAGUGAGUCUCCUGUCACCCAGCCUUCCUCUGGGACCCCCAGCGACGGCUCCUCCUACCAGGCUAUCUCCUGGUCGGCGAUGUUUGACCAUUUACUGAACAACCGGGAAACGGGCAGAGACUGGAUUGACAAGUGUUCCAUCACUUACCUUGGAGAAUCCUUUCCCCUGGCUAUCGUACUGGGUGGCCUCAAGGACGGUAGCCGACCAAAGCUACACCAUCCAGGCCCUCCCUUCCCAGGGACUCAAGCAAAUGUUCCCUUCCCGUCACAGCCGGCACAUAUGUUGCCCGAGGACCUCGAGUAUCUACGAGCCAAGGGGGUCUUCACAUUGCCGGAAAAAGCACAUCGGGAUGUCCUCAUUGCGGUCUUUUUGGAUCGUGUGUAUCCGCUCUAUCCAAUUAUCAAUCGCCAAGAAUUCAUACAGCAGUACAAGCAGGAUGAAUUGUCCUUAAUCCUUAUCUAUGCCGUUAGCUUUAUUGCGGCAACAUUUGCUUCCCAGUCGGUUCUGAGCCUCGUAGGUUUUGAAUCAUGUCGAGAGGCCCGUUCUUUUUUCUAUAAAAAGGCCAAAGCUCUCUUCGAUAUGGGAUACGAAACAAACAAGAUCACUGUCCUCCAGAGUACCUUUUUUCUAUCAUUCUACGGCGGCGGCCCGAAUACCUAUUGGAACUUUUACUCGUGGAUCAGCACAGCGGUGACGAUCGCCGAAGCUAUAGGAAUUCACCGCUCUACCAGUGCAAUCGCUAACAUGCAACCGCAAGACAAAAGCCUGAUGCGGAGGUUAUGGUGGGCCUUAGUCGUUCGCGACAGCAUUUGUGGCACCCUGGUUGGGCGGCCCUUUCGGAUUGACCUGGACCAGGCCGAUACAGACAUGUUGACCAUUGAGGAUUUUGCCCACGACACCAUGGCUCCAGACUUUCUUGACAACCCUUCUGCUCAGAGAUACGCACAGUACCAAAUCGAGACCGCGAAGCUCUCGCUAAUCAUGCGCGACAUUAUCAUUAGCCGGUUCUACCCUGGACGAGAGCCCGUAAGAUCAGAAGAUCUCCACGCAAAGCUGACACACUGGAAAGCAGAGCUAGUUCCCACAUUAACCUGGGACGCUGAAGUUCUGGACUCCUCGAACCCAUUUGCCAUGUCCCUGUCGGUUCAAUACAACCACCACCUCAUUCUGAUCUACCUCGGCCACAUGCGCGGCCAGAACACAUGCCAACUUGACGAGCAGGAGAUCGAAGAAAUCGUCGACUGCGCUGCGCAUCAUAUCCCGACGGUAGUAUGCGCACUUGCCACGAAAUCUGCCCUCCUCACCGUGCCCCACGAGCUCUACCACGGCAUCUUCCUCGCACAGGCCGCCUUCUACGAGAGGAUGAGAAGCCCAAAUAAACUGGUGGCACGUCUUGGUCGGUCUGCGCUUAAUUCGUGUCAAGUGGUUCUCCAGGCUAUCAGCGAGUUCUGGGAUAGUGGGACCUUUAUCAUGCAGCUAUUUGAGAAUCUGUCCAGUCGCGCCUUGGAGCAGUCGUCGUGGACUACUGACAGUAGGCAGGAGAGCGGUGGGUCGGGAUUUGCCGAGGUCUCUGGCGUAAGCAGCACUAUGAACUCUGCAAAUGAGCCUGGCGUUUUCAAUGCCUUGCUGGGAGAGGAUCGAUGGCAGGGGAACCCCAUGCUGGAGAGUUUGUUUGAUCUACCGCCGGAGUUAUUUUUGCCUGAAUAGAACCUCGUCAUUCCCACAUCGGGUGGGGACUAGGAGGCAUGGGGUGUUUCUGGUACGCUACCGUUAGAGACAUUACAGCAUACUCUAACGACGGGAAGUUGGGGGCGCGGUUUGCGGGCGUACAUGCAGGAUUGAA